Molecule: messenger RNA, 1726 nt
Organism: Plasmodium coatneyi
Lineage: Eukaryota; Apicomplexa; Aconoidasida; Haemosporida; Plasmodiidae
Exons: 5
Coding region: 479-1726 (415 amino acids)
Source: RefSeq, a predicted model, not a curated record
AAACGUGAAAGCAUUUAUUUUGUAAAAGGAAAAUAUAUGUACGCAGUAAAUUGUUAGGAAAAAAUUUAAUGCUUAAUAUAUCGUUGGGAAAAGUCACAUAAAUGUAGAGAGGUACACAUUGGGGAGAAGAAACAAAAAGAAAAGCGGGAAAUAAGGAAAACACAAAAUUUUCGAAAAAUAAAAAAAAAAAAAAAGUAACAUUAAAUAGAAUAAGUAAAAUAAACACACCCGUUUCGCCCCUGCAGCCCUUCCAGCGUUAAAGGCAAAUUAAUAAGGGCAAUCUCCCUUCUCCUAUUUGUUUUGUGAUUCCUGCCUUCGAUAAGCGCAUAUAGAUACGUGCUUUCCUACAAGUAUAUAUCCACACGGACGUACACACGCAAGCCGUUGCUCCACACGCAUAUGUGUGUGAACCCCAUUUUUCCGUCCCUCAAGAACCCACUGUUAAGCAAAACACACAUCCAAAAUUGCUUUCCGCAAAAUGAGCAAGGCGUCUGAUAAUAAUAAAAAUUUGGAGGAUCAAAGAACAAACUUCGAUGAAAAGGAUAAAAAGAAAUUGUUCUUGUAUGGUUACGAACAACAACUGCUUUAUGGACGAAUUAAUUGGAAACUGGCCGAAAAAAAGAAAAUAACUAAAUACCCCAUAAACACUAUGAAAAAUUUAUGGAACCACAGCAUAGCUAACUGCUUGCCCGAGUUUAUAGAGAACUACUCCAAAGACGUGGAAAAGCUGAACGAAAUGAAAAAAAAAAAAAAAUUGAACAUCGCACAGAAAAUAAAUAAAAAAAAAAAGGUGACUCCAGCCAAAGUACAAUUCACGAAACAACAUUCAAAUAUUUCGAUGAACCGAGUUAUUAAAGGAGUCAGUUUAGAUUACAAGAAAUUAAAUACCCACACGUUUAAGAAUAAAAAAGUUGUAACGUCCAUUUUGAAGAAAAAAACGAUAAACAAAACCAUUGACAAACAAAAGAAAGCACCAGAAAUGAAAAAUAAAAAUGCGCAAUUAGUAAAACAGAAAACCAAAAAGGCAAUCAACAUGAAGAAGGCACCCAACACAACGAAACCAAAGGAAGAUACUAAAAGCGACAAAAUGAAAAAGGACGAUAAGACAAAGAAGAACGGAAAGGUCAGUAAAAUUGAAAAGGAAAAGAAAGAAGAAAAGGCCAAAAAGAACGUCAAAAAGGAUGCCAAAGCUGCAGACGGAAAGGCGCAAAAAGGUGACAAGUCCAAGACGGAGGACAAGAAGGAAAAGGCGAAAAGUGAAAAGGCUGUCAUAAAGAAAAUCGACAAAAGUAACAAGGACAAGGGGAAAGACAAAAAGGCAGAAAAGAAGGACGUAGAGAAGUCGGAGAAGAAGCCUGAGAAGAAAGACGAAGCGAAGAAAGCAGACAAGAAGGACGAAAAGAAGGAAGAUAAAAAGGCAGAAAAGAAAGAAGAAAAGAAAGGGGAAAACAAGGUGGACAAGAAGCUCGGCAAGAAGGAAGAUAAAAAGGCGGAUAAGAAAGACGAUAAGAAGGAUGACAAAAAGGAGGACAAAAAGGCUGACAAAAAAGCAGAUAAAAAAGACGAUAAGAAGGUAGAAAAGAAAUCAGACAAGAAGGACGACAAAAAGGCAGAAAAAAAGGCCGACAAAAAAGAUGACAAGAAAAACGACAAAAAGGACGACAAGAAGGAUGACAAAAAGGUUAAGAAAAAUAUUCUGAAAACGCAGAAAACGAAGAAGUACUAG